Molecule: messenger RNA, 1164 nt
Organism: Rosa rugosa (rugosa rose)
Lineage: Eukaryota; Viridiplantae; Streptophyta; Magnoliopsida; Rosales; Rosaceae
Product: putative wall-associated receptor kinase-like 16
Exons: 2
Coding region: 1-1164 (387 amino acids)
Biological process (GO): protein phosphorylation; cell surface receptor signaling pathway
Cellular component (GO): plasma membrane
Molecular function (GO): protein serine/threonine kinase activity; ATP binding
Source: RefSeq, a predicted model, not a curated record
AUGAUCUAUUGUUGGUUUAGCUUAGCUGCUUCCAUAUUGUUUUUGUUCACAGCGAAUGCAUUAUCAGCCAACUCCAGCCUCAGAAUUCCCUUCCCAUUUGACAUAAAAAGUGCAAAAGAAUUUUAUCUAAGCGACGGGGUUGACUUUAGGCAAAGCAAUAACAAUGCUACUAAUAUUAACUUCUGUUUUGAGAAAGCUUUGAGUUUAGCCGGUUUAGAGUAUUGGUGCAGCAUCCAAGGGGAUGCUUAUGGCAAUGAAUAUGGCUAUGGCUUUGGGUUAUAUGCAUAUGCCUAUAACUAUGAAACAAAGACACUUUAUCCCACUGAUGUAUGCCAAGGAUGCUCAAAAAUUUUCACAGCCGAGGAGCUUGUGAUGGAGAUCAUUUUUGCAAAAGAAAAGGUACUAGUGGAGGAGGGCCAAAUCAAGUGUUUUAUAAAUGAGAUUAUCACUCUUGCCCAUAUCAACCAUCAAAAUGUGAUCAAGUUCUUGGGCUGCUGCUUAGAGACUGAAGCUCCCAUUUUGGUUUAUGAAUUCACCUUUAACGGGACCCUUUUCGAUUACAUUCAUGAUUGGAAAAAUGGGAAAGUUGCAAUGCCACAUGGGGAUAUCCUUAUGAAGAUAGCAUCAGAAUCUGCACCAGGUCUUGCUUAUUUGCAUUCUUCAUCAAUCAUUCAUGGAAAUGUCAAAUCUUCCAACAUUUUACUAACUGAUUGCUUGGCCAAAGUUGCUGGUUUUGGACCUCCAAGUUUAGUCCCUAGCAAUGAGUCCCAGAUAAGUACAUUGGUGCAGAGGACACUCGGUUAUCUGGACCCAGAGUAUUUCGUUACAGGCCAAUUGACAGAUAAGAGUGAUGUCUACAUCUUUGGAGUCGUUUUGGUAGAAAUUUUAACUGGAGAGAAGCCCAUAUCCUUUAAUAGACCAGAAAAUCAACGAAUCAUAACUUGUCAUUUCCUUUUGUCCAUGGAUCAACAAAAUGGCCUGUUUCAGAUUCUUGCUCCACCAGUUAAGGAACAAAACAAAGAACAAGUUAGAGCAGUCGCAGAACUCGCAAAGCAAUGCCUCAAGUUGAGUAGUGCAGAAAGACCAACAAUGGAAGAAGUGACCCGAGAGUUAAAGAGGCUGUCACUCCUGUCAGACACGUAUCUUACGGUUCAUGUUAGUUAA